Molecule: messenger RNA, 611 nt
Organism: Pyricularia oryzae 70-15
Lineage: Eukaryota; Fungi; Ascomycota; Sordariomycetes; Magnaporthales; Pyriculariaceae
Exons: 3
Coding region: 246-611 (121 amino acids)
Source: RefSeq, a predicted model, not a curated record
AGCUUGGCCCGAUUCUCGGUACUGAUGGAUAGCCGAAAUCCCAAACUUUGUCCCGGCUGCAUUCAACAUAUAUCCCAAUAUCAUCCAGGCCGCCCAACAGAGGCAACCCGGCGAUGCUAAUGUUCCAGACACGGUUGAUCUGUCCUAUACCCUGAUCUACAUGGCAGUGAACUUGCCACUAUCAUCGAGAUUAUGAUACAGAAAAAAAAAACGAGCCUCUGGAGGAUUGGCAUACAGGUACCAUUAUGCAAUGGGUGGCGGCAGGGGUAUUGUCAGUUUCGGCCCACGGAUAUCUGAGGAGAAGGCACUUGAUCCAGAAGAUGUCAUUUCAGAGGGCGCUGCUGAGGGAUCUGCCAAUUGUCACUCGAGGUAAUGUUUGCGCAAUGAAAGAUGUAGCUGGGUUCGUAUUCACUGCCAUAGUCAUUAACAAGACACCAUACGCUUUCAGCUACGAGGACGACAAGCAGCAGCUGGUUGAGAAUUGGGAUCUUGCAAGUGCAACUCAAUUCGGGCAUAGCGUUUGUGUGUCGCGAGCUUGGGGGUGUUAUCGGGCGACACGUAGGCACGUGAUGGAAGGUGGGGAUAUCGAGGAUCGGGAUACCGCCGGAUAA